AUGGGCUUCAUGGACAAUGUCAAAUCGUUCUGGCAUUCUGUUGUCACAGAUGACCACUAUGCGCUGUACGGCUCGCCUUAUAGCAACUCCACUGCGGGCGGCUCGCUCGACGCGUCCACCACCCGUCUCCACGAGCUAAACAAUUCACUGACCCAUUCUCUUGCCAGUUCCCGUAACGGAAGCUCUACUAACAUCGGCUACCGCCCUGGGAUGCGCUCGGCAACCAACUUGAACCAAAACACCGAGAUGCAGACUUUUGCUAACGGCCAACCUCCUUUGCCUUCGAUCGACUCGUUGUGGAGCCGUAUCGAGGCGUUUUUGGAAGAGGAGUACCCUGAGCUCGAGGACAACUUGAAUGCUGGUGCAUCCUCUGCUGAUUUGAACGAAUUCGAAAAGGAUUUGGCCGUGGGCCCCUUACCUGUCGAAUUCCGCCAGUUCUACAAAAUCCAUGACGGCCAGUUGCGUGGCGGCAAACCUACAGGCUUGCUCAUGGGCUUGACGCUCUUGGACAUGGAGAGUAUUGCUGAGGAAUACGCGCUUUGGGCUAAAGUAGCUGAGCGUGUCGAAAAACAGUACAUGACUUUGCAACACCAACAGCAGCAGCUUCAAAGCACAGAGGCUCUGAGCGCUGCAUCACAGGCUCUUCGUGGUCGUCUCUCCAACAACUACCUCAUGCACCAAAAGUCUGUGCCACCACAUGCAGUGCAGUCAUAUUACAUUCACCGUGGCUGGGUGCCAAUUGCAAGAGACUUGUAUGGUAACUUAUUGGGCCUCGACAUGGCACCGGGUCCAGCUGGGUGCGUGGGUCAAAUUAUCUUGUACGGCAGAGACUUUGAUACCAAGAUUGUUGUAGCAUCCAGCUUUCAGGAGUUGGUGUUCCAGUUUGUUUGCGAUUUGGAGGCAGGAAACUUCCAGAUCGACAAGUCUGAAACGGCAAAUGAUAACGGAUUUUUGGACUCCUCGCGUGAUGAUGACUACAUGGUAGGCGAUGAGGACGAAGACAAUGGCGAGCUUUCCUUUUAUGACCGUACAGGUGCCGAAUUUGGCAAGUCCAACCAAGGCAAAUUCACGUACAUCGAAGUGUUGAAGCGUCGUGCAUUGAAGCGUCACGGAAUAACAAAUGUGGACUCUUUCCAGACUGCCUUCACCCCUCAGAGGUUAGCUCGCAAGAAACUGCCUGAAACUUCUACUCCACGGGCUCUGACUCCAGCAGAAUCCGAGUUGCUCAAGGAAACACUCAUUGACGACACUAUCAAGAAGGACAAGGAUGUAACAGACAGCGCUAAAGCUGAUUCUGAACAAACUGCAGCUACUGAAAAUACAAAAGUUGCGGACGUCCCUCUAGUGGAGACCAUAACGGAUGCCGAGCAGGCCAAAACUGAGCCAAUUCCAGAGACAGCUACCGAAGACGUUUCAGGCGCUCCGGAGCAGGCCCUGGAACCUGCCGAAAAUGCUGAGCCAGCUGAGCAAAAAGCAGAAGAAAUCGCUCUUUGA
Molecule: messenger RNA, 1494 nt
Organism: Clavispora lusitaniae ATCC 42720
Lineage: Eukaryota; Fungi; Ascomycota; Pichiomycetes; Serinales; Metschnikowiaceae
Gene: SMI1
Product: Smi1p
Biological process (GO): fungal-type cell wall beta-glucan biosynthetic process; cell wall biogenesis
Cellular component (GO): mating projection tip
Source: RefSeq, a predicted model, not a curated record